Myripristis murdjan (pinecone soldierfish) is the source of this 2636-nucleotide messenger RNA. RefSeq names its product steroid sulfatase (microsomal), isozyme S (gene sts). The record is from RefSeq and is a predicted model, not a curated record. The transcript has 11 exons. NCBI's taxonomy places the organism in Eukaryota, Metazoa, Chordata, Actinopteri, Holocentriformes, Holocentridae. The coding region runs from base 225 to 2018 and encodes 597 amino acids. Gene Ontology annotation, molecular function: arylsulfatase activity.
CUUCGGUUGAGUUGGUACUAUUGAAACAGAAACCUUACGGCAGAUGUAGGUAGUAGCAUGAGCAGUGAGGAUUUUCCAGGAUGAAUAUUUGUCAGAAUAGCAAACGACAUGUGAUUUGAAAAAGCCUGGCGCUGCUGCCACAUGAAGAGUCUGCAUGGAUCUCAGUUUGUGUGGUGAAACUCUGCAGUAGCCUCAGACCAAGUCCAGACUGAAACCAGUUUAAGAUGUUUCCCCCAUCUGACAAAAUGAAGUCCACAUCCCAUCUGCUGCUGCUGCUGCUGCUGCUGCUGCUGCUUUUGGGGCCAAGCUGCGUCUCUCCUCUGCAAAACAGCAAGCCCAAUUUUGUCCUGAUGAUGGUGGAUGACCUGGGAAUUGGGGACCUGGGCUGCUACGGCAACACAACCUUGAGGACCCCCAAUAUCGACCGCUUGGCCCAGGACGGGGUGAGGCUGACACACCACAUCGCCGCGGCGCCCCUCUGCACGCCCAGCAGGGCGGCCUUCCUCACCGGACGCUACCCGAUACGAUCAGGCAUGGUCGGUCAUGGAACAGUUGGCGUCUUCAUAGUCUCUGCAGCAUCUGGAGGUCUUCCCAGCCAAGAGCUUACCUUUGCCAAGAUUGCCAAACAACAGGGCUAUGAGACCGCUCUUAUAGGAAAAUGGCACCUUGGACUUAACUGUGAGAGCAGUGAUGAUCAUUGCCACCACCCAAGCACCCAUGGUUUUGACCACUUCUAUGGUAUCUCAAUGACCAACAUGCGGGACUGCCAGCAGGGCCAAGGCACAGUGUUCCAGAUAUACAAAUACGUACCAUACAGAACACUGGGCAUUGGCCUGGUCACUGUGGCCUUACUCCAUUCCUGGGGUGUGGUCACCAUUCGCAGAAGGCUGAUUCUUAACCUGGUUUUGCUGCUGUCCGUGGCCGCGGCUCUUUUUAAAGCGUUUGUCAAAACUUACCCCAACUUCAACUGUGUACUCCUGAGGAACCACAGUGUGGUGGAGCAGCCAUUCGUCUCUGAAAACCUAACGCAGCGGAUGACUCGUGAAGCGGUGGACUUCUUAGAAAGGAACUCAGCGAGGCCGUUCCUGCUCUUCUUCUCCUUCGUCCAGGUGCACACGGCCCUGUUUGCUUCUGCACCGUUUAGAGGGACAAGCCGCCACGGUAUCUAUGGCGAUGCCGUUCAUGAGGUGGACUGGAGUGUAGGUCAGAUCAUGCAGACUUUGGACAGGCUGCAGCUGAGAGAAAACACACUGGUCUACCUGACCUCAGACCAGGGGGCUCACCUGGAGGAAGUCUCUGCCAGAGGGGAGGUGCAUCACGGAUGGAACGGAAUAUAUAAAGCAGGGAAGUCAACAAAUUGGGAGGGAGGGAUCCGGGUGCCUGGAAUUCUCAGUUGGCCCGGGGAACUCCCCGGUGGCAGCCUUGUAGACGAACCCACCAGCAACAUGGACGUGUUUCCCACUGUGGUGCAGCUAACCGGAGCAGAACUCCCACAGGACAGAGAGAUAGACGGCCGUGACCUCAUGGCCUUGCUUCAAGGUCAAGUCAAGAGGUCAAAUCAUGAGUUCCUCUUCCAUUAUUGCAACGCCUACUUGAAUGCUGUCAGAUGGCACCCGCAAAACAGUACUGCUGUGUGGAAAGCGUUUUACUUCACCCCCAACUUCUACCCAGAGAACGAGACGGCCUGCUUUCACACGCACGUGUGCUUUUGCACGCAGAGCUACGUUACCUACCACGACCCGCCGCUGCUCUUUGACCUCACCAGGGACCCCUCAGAGACCACGCCGCUGAGUCCCGCCACCGAGCCGGCCUUCCACGCCAUCCUGGCGGUGAUGCAAGAGGCGGUGGAGCGGCACCAGAGCUCACUGGAGCCUGUGGAGAGCCAGAUGUCCGUAGGGAAUUUAUUGUGGAAGCCUUGGCUGCAGCCCUGCUGCUCCUCUCUGGCCCAGCUCUGCAGCUGCCAGGAGGACGACCAGGGCAGCCUUGGGGCCGCUACAGAGGAAGAGCUCAGGGCUUAACCAUCGCUGACUUUAUCCAAACAUUUGCAAUUUGUAUGCAGAUACAUCCAGACUGUGUCUUCAUUUGAAACACCUGGCUCACACCUGGAAUAAAACAUGAGUCUUGAGUGACCACUCGUGUUUGGGUACCAUGUUCUCCCUCUGUAUGCAAACACUUACUGCAUCACUUCUGUUACUACCUCUGUUCUAAUCACCUCUGUUCCUGUGGCCAUGUUCAGCCACACACCGUGUUUCACACAGUCCUACUUAUGUUUUAUGGAUUUCACAUUCUUAUCGCGGAAAUGAUUACAUGCGUCUUCUUAUGGAGAGGACACAAUCACCUAGGCGGUCCUUGGUUGUGGCAGGGGACACGUCUGUGUUCACACGACAAAACAUAUGUGGACAAAUGCAUCCCAGGCCAUAAAGGUAUAAAUUCAAAUUGUUCUGUGGGUUCCUAGUGAGCUAUAUUCAUCUAAAUAGUGCGGGCCCUUGCCAUGGAUGCUGUCAUAUUGGCAUGAACAACUCAGAGGAAGAGGUGCUUUGGGCAGUGACAACAGCACAUCUGCUGCUACAGAGCACUGAAACCUAAACAUUUCCAUCAUUAAGAAUAACCUACCUCUAAUUACUACAUCAUUUGAG